AUGGCGCCUCGCUACGUGAACUUUCGGAGCGUUGGGAUAAUGGAAGCAUCCGGUGAAUUGUCGCGCUCCGACGUGACAGGAGAAGCAGAAAUCCCUGAAAAAGAGGAGCCCGGCGUCAUUCCAACUGCUUCCGAGGCAUCCUGCGUCAUGGGAUUAAAUAAGGGAAGCCUGGCGGAAACACCUGGGUCAGCGGCGAGCGGCGACGCCGGUGCCCCAGUGGGCGGCAUGGCCCUCAAGAUGGCCACGACUGUCCUGCACCCCGUUUGUUUGGGGGAGAACCCGCUGAUGCUACCCAUUCACCUUCAGAUGGCAGCAGCCACCGGGCCCCAACUGAGUCCGAUAGGGGCAGCGCCCUACUUACUAACGGGCCCCAACCAGGUUUCCCUCCCGCUGGUCUUGGACCCAUCUGUGAUCCCACAGAACAACAUCCUGUGUCCCAAUCCUUUGACCUUCGUGGAGCAAAAGUCUGCAACGGUACCCCCACAGGACGCCAACCUUUUGUCUCUCCUUCAGAAUCCCGCCUUCGCCGCCAUACUGCAGGACCUUUUCCCACCACAAACCGGUCCCGUCCCUUGCCAACCACCGGGCUCCCCCUUCUUCCCGUCCCCCUACUCGUCCCCUCUUGCUCCGCUGGUCCCGCCCGCGACUCUUCUAGUCCCGUACCCAGUCGUCAUCCCGCUGCCGGUCCCUUUGCCGAUCCCGCUACCUAUCCCCGUCCCCCUGACGGAGGACUCCAAAAGCAACCUACCGAAAGCGGUCUGCACCGAAACCAAAAGCACUCAGACUCCCCGAGACCUGGAUUCGGUCCCGCAAAGCACGUCCCCUCAAAUUCUCGACCUUUCCAUGCGAGGAUCAUGCACCGUGGAACCGAAACAGGAGUACCUCGGUCCGCAGCAGCAGGACAGUGUGUUGGACUUGUCGGUGCCCGCCGCCCGGAAACAACGCGCCCCCUUACUUGGGUCUGCUCGGUCACUAGAACGCAGCGCCAGUCUAGACUCUAAUAUCCUGGGAAGUCUGGCGUCUCUGGAGUUCAGCCGGCAGCACAAGUGGAUGGUGGACGGCGGCGCUGGCGGAUCUGCCGCCCUAGGGCCGGUAGCGCCCAACCUGGAGAUCGUCAGCACCUCGCAGACGGCCAAAGUCAUCGUUUCGGUCAAGGACGCCAUCCCGGCCAUCCUAUGCGGGAAGAUCAAGGGGCUCUCAGGGGUUUCCACUAAGAACUUCUCCAUUAAACAUGACGGAACACAGGGGACGCCGUCUCAGCUCUUCGGGGUGCCGCAGCCACUGCCUCCGCCCCCUCAGCACGGUCCCGACGCAUCCCUAAAGAAGGUCCCCGGUAAAAACCGAGCCAUCAAGCUGAAGAAAGUCAGCUCACAGGAGAUCCACUUCCUGCCAAUCAAGAAGCAGAGACUGGCGGCGCUCUUUCCCAGGAAGUAA
Nerophis lumbriciformis (worm pipefish) is the source of this 1434-nucleotide messenger RNA. The record is from RefSeq and is a predicted model, not a curated record. Lineage: Eukaryota; Metazoa; Chordata; Actinopteri; Syngnathiformes; Syngnathidae.